AUGCUGGAUUGCCUAAAGAAAAGACUGGAAGACGCAGAAGGAAAAUGGGUCGACGAGCUGCCAGGUGUCCUAUGGGCUUAUCGCACAACCAAAAGGAGAUCGAUCGGAGAGACACUAUUUUCCCUGGCCUAUGAAACAGAAGCAAUCAUUCCCCCACACAUCACAGUCCCUUCCAUGAGCAUUGAGGUGGGCAGUCUUGACCAAAACUACAAGCAGAUGAAAGUCAACCUUGAUAUGCUCGAAGAAGGCCAAGAUCAGACAGUUUCACCCUGGAGACCUUGUGCUCAUGAAAACUUUCAUCACAGAACCAAGACAAGGGUCAAAGAAGAUGAAGCCAAACUGGGAAAGCCCCUACGUGAUCAGUCGAUCUGGGGGCAGAGGAAGUUACACCCUCGACACUCUAGAAGGGAAAGAAAUUCUGAGACAAUGGAAUGCCCACCACAUUCGAAGAUACUAUCCAUGAAACUCUUCGCUUACCAGCUCUGCUCCUAG
This is a messenger RNA of Prunus armeniaca (apricot), 492 nucleotides long. The record is from the annotation of a GenBank genome assembly. NCBI's taxonomy places the organism in Eukaryota, Viridiplantae, Streptophyta, Magnoliopsida, Rosales, Rosaceae.